GGACAAUUUGCACAUGAUCUAAUAUGGACACCUACUGUUUAUGUUUCUAAUGAACCCAGUUCAGCAAUAACAGGAAAUAGUGUAAAAGAUAUACUUGUUUCAAUAGAUCCAUCAGGCAUGGUUAGAUUGAAUACUAGGUUGCAAGCUACUCUUAACUGUGGGCUUCGCUUGGAGAAAUUUCCAUUUGAUGUACAAGAAUGUUCACUUGUUUUUGAGAGCUGUAGGAUGUCAUAGUUAUUGGACACACAAUGUGCUUGAUAUGGUGUUGUAUUGGGACCAAGAGCCAAUUAUACUUGCAGAUGAAUUACAUUUAACUGAAUAUAAGCUUGUUGAAAAAUGGGUUAACGCAUCAGAAGUAUUUUAUACUAUAUCACAACAACAUUAUGGUCAUUUUGCUGGUAAUUUCAGUUCAAUUAGCAUAACAUUUAAAUUAGCACGUGAGAUGGGAUUUUUUAUGAUGGAUUAUUAUAUACCAUCUAUAUUAAUAGUAGUUAUUUCUUGGGUAUCCUUUUGGUUGCAUAUGGAUGCAAGUCCACCGCGAAUAGUUUUAGGAACAAAUACUAUUUUAACAUUUAUGACUCUUGCAUCAAAAGUAGAAAAUUCUCUACCAAAAGUUUCUUAUAUAAAAGCUAGUGAAAUAUGGUUUUUAGGUUGUACUAUAUUCUUAUUUGCAGCAAUGGUUGAAUUUGCUUUUGUUAAUACAAUUUAUCGACGGAAAAAAACUGUUCCCUUGAAGAAAGUAAAUAGUAAAUAUAUAUUAAAAUCAACAUUAACGCCAAAACUGGCUCGAAAACAAUUUCAAAAAAACACUACUGGGCUAGAACGAUCACGAUCUUGGUCAUCACUUGAUAAUACAAAUAUAAAUGAUCAAGAUUAUUCAAGUCAAAAUUAUCUUACUGUACAUAGUUUUCCAAGUACUCUCAACAUUCCUUCUGUUAAAAUUGAUGAAGAUAAAGAUCAAAAGUGCUCUAUUGAAAGCAUUACAAGUGUUAAUAGUACAUCAUCACCAAAACCCUUUUCACGAAGAGCAACUCUUGCACAAUUACAUAAUUUUACAACAAUGACACCACAAGAAAUUGCUCAGUGGAUUGAUAGACGUAGUAGAAUUGUAUUUCCUGUAGCUUUCAUCAUAUUUAAUAUUCUUUAUUGGUCUUUUAUUUGGAUAUAAAAAUUUCAUAAUUAAAUUAAUAUAUAAAAUAUAUAUAUUUUAAAUUUUUAGAAAAAUAAAAAUAAUCAUAAAAGUUUUAUAUUCAUAUAUUAUAUAUUAAAUUAAAUUUCAGUAUAAUUUUAAAUAUUGUUAUCAAAAUCAUUAAAUUGAAAAUUUAUUUUUUAAAGAUGUUUGUUUAUUUA
Molecule: messenger RNA, 1350 nt
Organism: Apis florea (little honeybee)
Lineage: Eukaryota; Metazoa; Arthropoda; Insecta; Hymenoptera; Apidae
Product: pH-sensitive chloride channel 2
Biological process (GO): monoatomic ion transmembrane transport
Cellular component (GO): membrane
Molecular function (GO): transmembrane signaling receptor activity; extracellular ligand-gated monoatomic ion channel activity
Source: RefSeq, a predicted model, not a curated record